Messenger RNA from Entelurus aequoreus (snake pipefish), 2176 nucleotides. Its product is annotated as zinc finger protein 892-like. The record is from RefSeq and is a predicted model, not a curated record. NCBI's taxonomy places the organism in Eukaryota, Metazoa, Chordata, Actinopteri, Syngnathiformes, Syngnathidae. Gene Ontology annotation, biological process: regulation of transcription by RNA polymerase II. The transcript has 2 exons. Gene Ontology annotation, molecular function: DNA-binding transcription factor activity; RNA polymerase II cis-regulatory region sequence-specific DNA binding. Bases 227 to 1165 code for a protein of 312 amino acids.
GUAAAGAGAAGAGGUCACUGCGGUGGUUAAAUAUGCGUUGUUAGUGCGCGACGUCGUUCAACUCGACACAUUUUGCACAGAAACAAAUUGUUCUUUACAUUUUUGUGUGAGGAAAAUGUCUAACGCGCGUCGUUUAGAAGCGUAGCUAGCUGCUAACAAAGAGACAAAGCGGAAGUGAUAGACACGUCGCUAAAGUGUGCGUGUAAAGUGUUGUGUGCGUGAGAAAAUGUGUCAAGUAGAAAUGCUGAGAGUGUUGGUGAAGCAGCGACUAACUGCUGCUGUGGAAGAAAUAUUUGUAGUGUUAGAAAGAACGAUAGCAGAAUACGAGGAGGAACUUUCUAGAACAAAAGAGGAGAACGAGCGACAACGUCAACUACUGGACGCUCUUUUCAACAAACAUCAACAAACAGGGCUCAGUGAAGAACAUCUCGCUCCCGAGCAGCGGGCGUGGGGCUUCACGGUGGAUCAGGAGGAGCCACAGCCCCCCCGCAUUAAAGAGGAGAAUCUUGAAAGAUGGGCGGCGUUGUCGGCGACCGAUGUGGUGGUGAAGAGUGAAGAAGACGAGGUCAAAGGUGAAAGUGAGGAGAAGAGCAGCAGCAUGACAAGAGACGUAGCUCCACUGUCAGAGAGUGACGAGACGACGUCUCACUCUGAUGAUGAAGAUGAUGAAGCUGCUCAGACACGUCGCGCUGACAACACCCGCUUUAAAUGUUCCUUCUGUGGCAAAACCUUUUAUGACGGCAGCACUCUGAGAAGACACGCCAGGAUACACACCGGAGAAAAACCGUUCGUGUGCUCAGUUUGCGGUCAAGGUUUCUCCAGGAAGGACCACUUGAUCGCCCACACGAGGACACACACCGGCGAGAGACCCUUCUCCUGUUCGCUCUGCAACUCCAGCUUCGGCUUCCAUUCGGCGUUGUCCCAGCACAUGAAGAUCCACUACGGCGAGAGACACCCGUGCGCAGAGUGCGGCAAAGCGUUCAGGACCAAGUCCACCUUGACCAAACACCUGAGGCGUCACACGCCCGACUCGCCGUUUGUCCGCGGAGAAAGGUUGACUCGGAAGAGAAACCUGCCGGGAGAGAAGACCUUUUCCUGCUCCGUCUGCGACGCCACUUUUUGUUACCGCUCCGGUUUGUGUAAACACUUGAUGAAACACGCUUAGCUGCGUCACAGAUCCUCGGUCUGCUGGUCCCACUCCAGCCGGAGAGGAGGGGAUCCUUGGUGAUGCAGAGACCCUAUUCCUGCAUCCGCUGAUGAAGGCUGCUCCUCACCAUCAUCUGCUCUCCUUCCACCGCACGUCUGGAGAAGGAUGGAGCUCCCUACCCACGUCCAGCACAUGCCAGCGUUCUGAGGAAGGGUCUGCUCUAGACCACGGGUCUGCUCUAGACCACGGGUGCCUGGGAGCCAGAUCUGACCCACCACAUCAUUUUAAGGUGGCCUGACUAAAUAUAUUAAAGUUUGCAUUUGGACAGAACAAAAGACAGACACACUAGAAGCAAUUUCAUAUUUUUUAAACUUGAUCUAAUAUUACAUGCCAAAAAUGGUUUUGGUUAAAAUCGAAAAUAAAACAAUAAUAUAUACCGUAUUUCCUUGAAUAGCCGCAGGGGCGCUAAUUAAUUUAAAACCUCUUCUCACUCCUGCGCUUACCAAAAGCAUGCGGGAUGGGCAAGCAUGCGCUAAUUACUUUAAAACCUCUUCUCACUCCGGCGCUUACCUUAUCAUGAAAAGCACAUUUAAUAAAAAAAACUUUAUUAUGGUCUUACCUUUACUUAUAAAUGAUGUCCAUUUGCAGCUGCUUCUGAUCGAAGGCAGUCUUUCUUAUCUUUCUUCGGUUUUAAAAGUCUCUGGAGAUAUUCCUUUAAUUAUUACCUCCUGCUUCGAUUGAAAGUCCAGUUUUAGAAAACUGUUUUAUUUUAGAUAUGUAAUCCUCCAUGGUAAAAGUGCAAGCAAACGAUCGCUGCUCAUGCUUGCUGCUUGUUGUCUUCUUCUGCAGUACUGGUAGUCGCAAGAAGGAUCACUAGCGCCCUCUACCACCAGCAGGCGGAAGUAAUUUAAUGACUCAUAUUAGUGCCAAGCAUGCGCUAAUUAUUUUGCGAAACGAGUUUGACCCGGCUGUAAUUCUAGGCCGGCGGAUACUAUAUUCCCGGCGGCAAUUCAAGGAAAUACGGUAUAU